Molecule: messenger RNA, 1020 nt
Organism: Emiliania huxleyi CCMP1516
Lineage: Eukaryota; Haptophyta; Isochrysidales; Noelaerhabdaceae
Exons: 4
Coding region: 1-1020 (339 amino acids)
Source: RefSeq, a predicted model, not a curated record
AUGGACGUCCUCUCGCUUCUGAAGGAGGAAGACGACAACCCGCGCGGACGCGGCGGCGCGACCGAGGCCUCUGGCCGGGUCCACCAGGGCGCCACUCUCGACGAGGCGGCCGCGGUCGAGGCUGCGCGGCAGGAGGCAAAGGAGCGCCGGAUACCGCUGCGCGAGCAGGAGGCGGGGAUCCUGCACCUGCUGCAGGCCAAGAGCCUCUUCGCGCGGCUGCGCCUGCCCGAGCCGCACUACGACGCGGACGGCAAGCUCCUCUGGACGCCUCCCGGCGACCUCGUCCUCCGGCGCGUGUACGACGACCUCUCGCGCUGCUGCGCGCCGGACGUGUCGCAGCACCCAAAGCGCGAGGAGGGCUUCGCCAAGCUGAGCGAGGCGUACGACACCAUCUCCAACAAGAACGGGAGGCGAGACUGUCUCUGCUCGUCGCCCGGGACGCGAGACACGUACGUCGCUGAGCGGGUGGCGGAGCUGCGCCGUCUCGAGCAGCUGCGCGAGCAGGCGAUGGCGCGGCAGGGCAGCUCGGCGCUCGCCCGCAGCCAAGCACUGCCCCUCAAGCCCUCCUCCUCCUCCUCCGCCUCCGCCUCCGCCCCCGCCUCCGCCGCCGCCUCCGCCUCCGCCUCCGCCUCCGCCUCCGCCUCCGCCUCCGCCAAGCGGCCGCGCGACUGGCUGCGAGGCGGAGGCCCCGCCGCAGACCCAGACGCCGUCGUCGAGACGCAAGCCGCGGUCUCGUCCAUCCGUUCAAAGCUGAGCGCGCCAAAGGCGGCGCGAGCGGAGCUUGGCGGCGCGGCGGCGCGAGGGCCGGCGGCGCCGCCGCGCGGGCAGGAGAAGCUUGGCGCGCUCUCUCUCGGCCGGAGGGGACGGGUACUUUCCAGGAAGCGUCCAGGGGCGUCUUCUGGACUCGCUGUAGGCACGCACUCGGCGGGACUGACGGCGGAGCGACUCAAGCGGUCGCAGGAGGAGCACCGCGCAAAGAUGGAGGCGGCGGGCAAGCCCGUCCCGCACUACCGCAAGUGA